This is a messenger RNA of Neurospora tetraspora, 1101 nucleotides long. Its product is annotated as P-loop containing nucleoside triphosphate hydrolase protein. Gene Ontology annotation, cellular component: cytosol. The transcript has 2 exons. The record is from RefSeq and is a predicted model, not a curated record. Gene Ontology annotation, molecular function: ATP-dependent FeS chaperone activity; ATP binding; 4 iron, 4 sulfur cluster binding. Gene Ontology annotation, biological process: iron-sulfur cluster assembly. NCBI's taxonomy places the organism in Eukaryota, Fungi, Ascomycota, Sordariomycetes, Sordariales, Sordariaceae. The coding region runs from base 156 to 1070 and encodes 304 amino acids.
CGCUUUCCCACUUUCAACGGCGAAGAUUCAUGACUUUUGACAAUGACAUCGUCCAACUUCGUACCGAUUUACAAACUUCAUAUAACUCCAAACAUCAGCAGACUUACUGACGGUUGAGAGAACGCAUCAAGGGUCUCAAACACAAAAUAGCCAAAAUGUCUCUCACGAAAGUCAAGCAUAUUGUCCUGGUCCUUUCAGGCAAAGGUGGUGUUGGAAAAUCAUCCGUCACUACUCAGCUUGCCCUUUCUCUUUCGCUCGCGGGCCAUUCCGUUGGAGUCCUGGAUGUUGACCUUACAGGCCCCUCGAUUCCGCGUAUGUUCGGUAUCGAAGAUGCCAAAGUGACACAAGCUCCUGGUGGUUGGUUGCCUAUUACCGUCCACGAAGCUGACCCGUCUGCCGGCAUUGGAUCCCUUCGCGUCAUGAGUCUCGGUUUCCUUCUUCCCAAGCGGGGUGACGCCGUCGUUUGGCGUGGGCCAAAGAAGACGGCCAUGGUUCGCCAGUUUUUGUCCGACGUGUUCUGGGACGAGACCGACUAUCUCCUCAUCGACACUCCUCCUGGUACCAGCGACGAGCACAUUUCUUUGGCGGAGAACCUGAUGCAAAAGGCACGACCAGGCCAACUUGCUGGAGCCGUUGUGGUUACCACCCCUCAAGCUGUGGCAACUGCGGAUGUUAGGAAGGAGCUCAACUUUUGCACCAAAACUAACAUUCGAGUCCUCGGUGUCGUGGAGAACAUGUGCGGCUUUGUUUGUCCCAACUGCAGCGAGUGCACAAACAUUUUCAUGAGUGGCGGAGGAGAGGUUAUGGCCAACGACUUUGGCGUUCCUUUCCUUGGCCGCAUUCCGAUCGACCCUCAGUUUCUCGUUCUCAUCGAGACAGGCAAGAGACCAACAUACCCAGCGGGCACCAUGGUCGACGGAAAAGAUGUCUCAACUCCUGCUGGAGCCAGCGGAACUGAAGAGGAAGGGGUUAAAGAUGGCUCCAUGCUGGUGCACAAGUACAAGGACUGCUCCCUUGCACCUAUCUUCAGCAAAAUCACCGCCGAUGUGAUAUCUGCUGUGCAACAAUGAAUGGGAGCUCGUUCUACCCAAGGACAUUCAC